AUGGAGACUUAUUUACAAGAAAACUUUGAAGUGAAGUCCAAGAACUCAUCUGAAGAGGUUCUUCAGAAUUGGAGAAAACUCUGUGGGAUUGUUAAGAAUCCCAAAAGGAGGUUUCGCUUCACUGCUAAUCUCUCCAAGCGAGGCGAAGCCGCUGCCAUGCGUCGCACCAAUCAGGAGAAAUUGAGGGUUGCUGUUUUGGUUUCCAAAGCUGCAUUUCAAUUUAUCCAAGGUGAGUUGAGAGAGUUUCACAGAGAGAUGCAUAUAUUCAUAAAACAAAUUUCAUUACUUGCAAUUACGCCUGCAGGUGUGCAACCAAGUGAUUACAAAGUACCUGAAGAAAUUAGAGAAGCAGGCUUUCAGAUCUGUGCGGAUGAAUUGGAGUCUAUUGUUGAAAGACACGACAUAAAGAAGCUAAAAUAUCAUGGUGGGGUUGAUGGUAUCUCAGAAAAGCUUUCUACCUCAACCACUGAUGGUAUUAGCAAUGACUCCGACCAACUUAUCAAGAGACAAGAAAUUUACGGAAUCAACAAAUUCAUCGAGAGCGAAGCCCGUAGUUUCUGGGUUUUUGUUUUCGAAGCCCUUCAAGACAUGACGCUAAUGAUCCUAGGCGUGUGUGCUCUUGUGUCUCUCGUCAUUGGAAUAGCGACAGAAGGAUGGCCCAGAGGAGCUCACGAUGGCCUAGGAAUCGUCGUAAGUAUCCUUCUGGUCGUGUUUGUGACAGCGACAAGUGAUUAUCGCCAAUCAUUACAGUUCAGGGAUUUAGACAAGGAGAAAAAAAAGAUUGCCAUGCAGGUCACAAGAAAUGGGUAUAGGAAAAAAAUGUCGAUAUAUGAUUUAGUUCCCGGCGACAUUGUGCAUCUUGCUAUAGGAGAUCAAGUCCCCACAGAUGGACUCUUUGUUUCAGGAUUCUCCGUGUUGAUCGACGAGUCAAGUUUAACUGGAGAGAGCGAGCCAGUGAUGGUGAAUUCCCAGAAUCCAUUUCUUCUCUCUGGAACUAAGGUUCAAGAUGGAUCCUGCAAGAUGUUGGUCACAACUGUAGGAAUGAGAACUCAAUGGGGUAAAUUAAUGGCUACAUUGAGUGAAGGUGGAGACGAUGAAACGCCAUUGCAGGUGAAACUGAAUGGAGUGGCCACUAUCAUAGGGAAGAUAGGCCUAUUCUUCGCGGUUCUUACUUUUGUAGUUUUGAUGAAGGGACUUAUGGCACGUCGACGACAUGAAGGAAGAUUUUGGACUGUGUCUGGGGACGACGCCAUGGAGAUGUUGGAAUUCUUCGCCGUUGCAGUUACAAUCGUUGUCGUUGCUGUCCCUGAAGGGUUGCCAUUAGCUGUGACGCUGAGCCUUGCGUUUGCUAUGAAGAAAAUGAUGAACGACAAAGCCCUUGUUCGACAUUUGGCUGCCUGCGAGACCAUGGGUUCAGCGACAAGUAUAUGUAGUGACAAGACAGGAACGUUGACGACCAACCGCAUGACUGUCGUCAAAACAUGCAUUUGUAUGAACAUCAAGGAACUGACCAAUGAGGAGAAGGAUUCUUCUAGUUUUCGCUCUGAGUUACCAGAUUUUGCUAUGAAAUUGUUACUAGAGUCGAUAUUUAAUAAUACUGGAGGAGAGGUUGUGACUAAAAGAAAAAGCAAAAGGAAACGUGAGAUCCUGGGGACGCCUACAGAAGCUGCAAUAUUGGAGUAUGGGCUGUCACAAGGUGGGGAUUUUCAGAAAGAGAGAAAAGCAUGUAAGAUUGUGAAAGUUGAGCCAUUCAACUCAGAAAAGAAAAGGAUGGGUGUAGUUGUGGAGUUGCCUGAAGGAAAUUUUCGAGCUCAUUGUAAAGGUGCUUCUGAGAUCGUUCUAGCUGCUUGUGACAAAGUGAUCAAUUCAAACGGAGAGGUCGUACCCCUUGAUGCAGAGAAAAGUGAUUAUCUUAAAGAAACAAUCCACUCAUUUGCUUGUGAGGCACUUAGAACUCUAUGCCUUGCCUAUGUGGAAUUGGAAAAUGGGUUCUCUGCUGAAGAUCCCAUUCCUAUUUCUGGAUAUACUUGUAUAGGAAUCAUUGGUAUCAAGGAUCCUGUUCGUCCUGGUGUUAGGGAAUCUGUUGCAAUCUGUCGCUCAGCAGGAAUAAGAGUAAGAAUGGUCACAGGUGACAAUAUUAAUACUGCAAAGGCUAUAGCCAAAGAAUGUGGGAUUUUAACAGACGAUGGCAUAGCAAUAGAAGGCCCAGAUUUCAGAGAGAAGACUCAGGAGGAAAUGUUUGAACUAAUUCCCAAAAUUCAGGUUAUGGCCAGAUCCUCACCACUAGAUAAGCAUACUUUAGUGAAACAACUGCGUACUACGUUUGGAGAAGUUGUGGCUGUAACUGGUGAUGGAACGAACGACGCCCCUGCCCUUCAUGAAGCAGACAUUGGACUUGCAAUGGGCAUUGCUGGAACUGAGGUUGCUAAAGAAAGCGCUGAUGUCAUAAUUCUGGAUGAUAAUUUCUCUACUAUAGUGACAGUGGCAAAAUGGGGACGUUCAGUUUACAUAAACAUUCAAAAAUUUGUCCAGUUUCAGCUGACAGUUAACGUGGUUGCCUUACUAGUGAACUUCAGUUCAGCAUGCACAACAGGAAGUGCACCUCUUACGGCAGUUCAAUUAUUGUGGGUGAACAUGAUAAUGGACACACUUGGAGCACUUGCCCUGGCAACUGAACCUCCAAACGACGAACUAAUGAAACGUUCACCAGUGGGAAGGCGGGGAAGUUUCAUCAGCAAUGUUAUGUGGAGGAAUAUCUUAGGCCAAUCUCUAUAUCAAGUCCUAGUGAUAUGGAUUCUCCAGGCCGAAGGGAAAUGGAUCUUUGGAAUGAAGGGUCCAGAUUCUGAUAUCUUGUUAAACACACUUAUUUUCAACACAUUUGUCUUCUGUCAGGUUUUCAACGAGAUAAGCUCACGCGAGAUGGAGGAAAUAGAUGUUUUUAAGGGCAUAUUGGAUAAUCAUGUUUUCGUGGCUGUCAUAAGUGUCACUGUUUUGUUUCAAAUAAUAAUAGUUGAGUAUUUAGGAACCUACGCUAACACCACACCCCUUGCUCCCAUCUACUGGUUGUUUAGCGUUUCCAUUGGAUAUUUAGGCAUGCCCAUUGCUGCUCACUUAAAGAAGAUCCCUGUCUGA
Molecule: messenger RNA, 3132 nt
Organism: Neltuma alba
Lineage: Eukaryota; Viridiplantae; Streptophyta; Magnoliopsida; Fabales; Fabaceae
Product: calcium-transporting ATPase 2, plasma membrane-type-like
Exons: 7
Coding region: 1-3132 (1043 amino acids)
Biological process (GO): calcium ion transmembrane transport
Cellular component (GO): plasma membrane; intracellular membrane-bounded organelle
Molecular function (GO): P-type calcium transporter activity; calmodulin binding; ATP hydrolysis activity
Source: RefSeq, a predicted model, not a curated record